Molecule: messenger RNA, 2147 nt
Organism: Cotesia glomerata
Lineage: Eukaryota; Metazoa; Arthropoda; Insecta; Hymenoptera; Braconidae
Gene: eya
Product: eyes absent homolog 4
Exons: 7
Coding region: 385-1989 (534 amino acids)
Biological process (GO): positive regulation of DNA repair; multicellular organism development; cell differentiation
Cellular component (GO): nucleus
Molecular function (GO): protein tyrosine phosphatase activity
Source: RefSeq, a predicted model, not a curated record
GAAGCCCACGUGAUCAACGGGCGGGGGUGGAAAGCGACAUUUCGCAUGCCCAGAACUCCACAGGCUGCAGCAUCACAACGAGCCGGCUCGAUCUACACCUCGGAUGUUAUUUUAUCCUUUGUAUUUAUUUGGAUUUUAUUUCACCGCUAAAUAAUUUGUAAAUAAUCGCUGUUUUAUUGCUUGUCACUCACAAAUAUUUUAUUUCAAGUGAAUUAAUCAUUUUUUUCACUUUUCAUAAUUAUUUUUUAUGUAAUAAAAAUUUUUAUUUUUAAACGUGAUAUUUGGCCAAGGGAUGAUAACGUGUGACACAAGUUUUGUUGUUAAAAAUGUUUUAUGAAUUGUGGAAAAUAAGAGGGAAGUGAUCUGCUUAAAAAGAGGUUGGAUAUGUUAACCGAGGACAAUGACCCAACUAAACCGGCAGGGGUUUUAGACAAUACUGGAAAUGUUUCAUCCUCGACGGAAAGUACGCUCCAACACCCUCGUGUUAAUAAUGAAACUGAAGUAAAAAAUGAAGUACAAGACUGUCCAGAAAAUGAAAAUGUACCGGGCAGUGAAUUGUACGUUGAUGAAAAUAUAGACGAUAAAGAACAGGAGUAUCCUGAUUCUAUGGAAAAGUCUGACUAUAGUACUCUUUAUGGAGCUAAUCAGUAUUAUAACAGUUUAUAUAAUUCUCCUUCAUAUGGAUCAGUAACAAAAAAUUCACCGAGCCUUCAAAGCUCGUAUUUAAGUUCAUACACAACACCAAGCCCAAUGGCCCAGUAUGGCUCGUAUCCUGGAUACAACAGCAGCAGUUCAACAUUUUCACCAGUGGGGCAAAACAUAUCUUCAGCCUCCCAGAAAUUAGACUACAGCGCGUAUAGUAGCACCUGUCUCUAUGGGAAUGAGCGGAUGCCGCUUCAAUAUUCCGGGUAUUAUCCGAUGCCAGGAUAUCAUUCGACAUCAUCGUCAUUUAAUAUCGGAAACCUUAAUUUCACAGAUUCAAACAAGGCGAGUAGUCUCACGCUGGACUCAUCCGGCCACGACGCCAAUGAUUUGACGACCCGCGACACUAUAGAAGGUAAAAAUAAGAAAAAGAUGGAUAGGACAAGCGCAUCAGCGAAGCCCUGCAAGCGCGGAAGACGUCAAAGCGGAAGCGGAAACAGUAUUGGAUCCGCUGAUACUACUGAAGGCGGCACGGAUCGGAUAUUCAUCUGGGACCUUGAUGAAACCAUAGUUGUGUUCCAUUCCCUGCUUACUGGACAGUUUGCGACCAAGCAUGGCAAGGACCCGGCGUUGUUGGCUCAGCUGGCGUACAGGAUGGAAGAAAUGAUAUUCAAUUUGGCAGACACACAUUUCUUCUUCAAUGACGUUGAGGAUUGCGAUCAAGUGCACAUUGAUGACGUUUCAUCAGACGACAAUGGUCAAGAUUUAUCCUCGUACAACUUUGCAGCGGAUGGGUUCCAAUGUGCAUCUGCAAACAAUGGAAUUUGUCUGGCUUCCGGAGUCCGUGGUGGCGUUGAUUGGAUGCGAAAGCUGGCCUUUCGUUACAGGAAAAUAAAGGAAACAUACAGUAAUUGCAGGAACAACGUAGGCGGUUUACUGGGAGCUAAACGGGAGUCCUGGCUGCAAUUGAGAUCAGAAAUUGAGCUGCUCACUGACAACUGGCUCACAUCUGCUGUCAAGUGUCUCAGUCUCAUCAGCAAGCGCAGUCACUGUGUUAACAUACUUGUAACCACCACACAACUCGUUCCUGCGCUGUCCAAAGUGCUACUAUUUGGUUUAGGGGGGCUUUUUCCUAUUGAGAAUAUUUAUUCAGCGACUAAAAUUGGUAAAGAGAGUUGCUUCGGACGAGUUGUAGCUAAAUUUGGAAGGAGAUGCACUUAUGUAGUCAUUGGCGAUGGCUCUGAUGAAGAAACUGCUGCUCGAGCGCACAAUUUUCCCUUCUGGAGGAUAAAUAGUCACUCGGAUACUCAAGCGCUCUACAAUGCCCUUGAAAUGGGCUUUCUUUAAUUUUUUUUUUAUAAAAAUAUUUAAGAUGAAGAUAAAUCUUCGCUACAUCUCAACUUAUCGUCAUUCCUAAUUAGUUAUUAUUAUUAAGGCCAAGAUUUUUGCCUUUUAGAAAUUAAUGUUUUAAAUUUUUGAUAUUACAGCGAAAAUAUUAGUCCUAA